This is a messenger RNA of Nilaparvata lugens (brown planthopper), 5401 nucleotides long. Its product is annotated as 1-acylglycerol-3-phosphate O-acyltransferase Pnpla3. Gene Ontology annotation, biological process: lipid homeostasis; triglyceride catabolic process. Gene Ontology annotation, cellular component: membrane; lipid droplet; cytoplasm. Lineage: Eukaryota; Metazoa; Arthropoda; Insecta; Hemiptera; Delphacidae. The record is from RefSeq and is a predicted model, not a curated record. Gene Ontology annotation, molecular function: triacylglycerol lipase activity. The transcript has 12 exons. The coding region runs from base 364 to 2280 and encodes 638 amino acids.
AACCUAGUUUGUUUGUCCAAAGAUAACUGUACGUCACAAAUUCUUGUUAUGACGUGAUUUUAUUUAGUUUGUGUGCUUAUCUAUUGUUGAGUGAGUAUUGCUGGUAUCUUGGAUCUGUGCUGUUCUAGAGAUAAGAGGGAAAACAAAAUGCGAGAGCUAUUGUCGCUGCCUGUUAGUCGAAUUUAUACUUUCGUUAGGUAGCAGUCGUUCCCAGGGAAUCGUAGGCCACCUACUCAUUUAUCAAUUUCUGUGCAAUUUUGUCUUCAGUUACGGUCGUGUUUUGAGUUUGUUUAAGUUGUGUCGAAUCUUCAAAGACAAUAUUAUCGGGAAUUCAGGCUAGCUCAGACUAGAGGCUGAGCCAACAUGAAUCUCUCGUUUGCGGGAUGUGGAUUCUUGGGAAUCUACCAUGUGGGAGUUGCUGUGUGUUUCAAAAAAUAUGCUCCUCAUCUACUUCUCAACAAAAUAUCGGGAGCUUCUGCUGGAGCAAUUGCUGCCUGUUGUCUACUUUGUGAUCUCCCAAUCGGUGAUAUCACCACUGAUGUCCUUAAUCUCAUCAGAGAGGCAAGAGCUCGAACUUUGGGCCCAUUCAGUCCCUCUUUCAAUGUGCAGGCUGUGCUAUUGGAAGGUUUGAAGAAAGUACUUCCAGAGGACGCCCACCUGAGGGUAAGCGGGAAGCUGCACAUUUCUCUCACGAGGGUCUAUGAUGGCAAGAAUGUCAUCGUUACACAGUUCAAUAGCAAAGAGGAUCUCCUACAGGCUCUACUAGCCAGCGCUUUCGUGCCGAUCUUCUCGGGCCUGAUUCCGCCCAAGUUCCACGGCGUGCGCUACAUUGACGGCGGCUUCAGCGACAACCUGCCCACCCUCGACGAGAACACCAUCACUGUGAGUCCGUUCUGCGGCGAGACCGACAUCUGCCCACGUGACUUCUCCUCACAGCUGUUCCAUGUCAAUGUGGCCAACACCAGCAUCGAGCUCAGCAAGCAGAACAUACAUCGGUUUGCUAGGAUAUUGUGGCCGCCUAAACCUGAGGUACUAUCGAAUAUGUGCAAACAAGGUUUUGACGAUGCCCUGAGGUUCCUCCACAGAAACAACCUCAUCAGUUGUACGAGGUGCCUUGCUGUCCAGUCAACUUUUGUUGUCUCGGAAAUUCUAGACGAGAGCUUCGAAUAUGACCCACAGUGUCAGGAGUGCAAACAGCACAGACAGGAAGCGCUGGUUGCCAACCUGCCAGACACUGUGUUGUCCCUAUUUCAGGACGCGAUCGACUCGGCCAACAAGGGCGUCAUCAACUGGAUAUUCAAGCACCGGGGCAUGAAGCUGCUCUCCAUCCUCACCCUACCCUACACACUUCCCAUCGACAUCAUCUACGCCAUCUUCAGAAAAUUCAUUGCACUGGCUCCUCACAUGGCAGACAGUUUGUGCAACAUGUGCCAGUUCCUAAUCGAGCAGAUCACACACAUGUUCAGGCACAUGAGCCAACGUAAGCAGUUAGUCUCAGGAAAUGUCUCCUGUCGACUCGCCCUUACCAACUACGGACAAGAACCAGCUAGUGCACCGGUCAGUGUAGCUAGCACCACCAUUCAGCCCGAAGCAGUCUCCGCCACCGACAAACCAAUUCAUCUCAAAAACAAAGUCAACUUCAAUUUCACUCUGGAUCUUGAAGAUAGCGAUCUAGACAAAUCUGGCAAAAUCUCAGCCAACAAACUGCUUUCGCGAAGAUCUAGCUACAGUCAACAGAAUCAACAACAGCAACAACCACAGACAAACACAACAACAACAACCAUCAACAACAAUAACAACAACAACACUACCACCACGAACACCAUAUCCAGUCAACCGCCGACAAAAGUCAACGACAGAUGCAUCAUGGGAGACGAUACCUUCGAGAACAUUUUGCAAGUCACCAGGCACCAUGAAGCUCUUAUGGCAUUCCAUUACAUGGAUGGUGAUAAGGUGAAAGUGACUGAAAUUUUCGAUGUGACUGAGGAGGAGGCAAAGUCCAUGCUGGAAAGUAGAGAGUUGGAAAUCGAGGAGGAGUCCACGUGUUGGCCUCAACCAACUGAACAAAAGACUCAAGAAGUAGAUGUACCUGUAAAUUGCUAUGAUGCUGAAGACGACCGAAGCCUCUCUGAUCAUUCAGAGUUUGAGUGCCAAGAGGCAGCCACCAUUUUCUCUGAUCCGGAAUCUGAAUGGCUGGUUUCUGUUGCUGAUAAUCCAUUCAGAGAGAACGCCAUGCCCACCACUGAUUACAUUGACUGUCGUCCCGAGUCUGAUCAGUAAUUAAUGUUAGGUUAGAUGCAUCAUAAACUUGAAUUCGAGUUAGGUUAUAUGCAACAUGAACCUGAAUUCCAAACUGAAUGCACCAAACCUGAAUUCAAGUGAUUUAAAGUAUGUCAUAAACAUGCAUUCAUGAUCGGCUAUGUAUGCUGUAAACCUUAAUUCAAGUUAGGUUAGUUAUGUUAUAGACCUGAAUUAAAGAGAGUUGAAGUAUGUCGUAAACCUGCAUUCAUGAUUGGUUGUGUAUGCUGUAAAUCUGAAUUCAUGUUGUGUUGUGUAUGCUACAAACCUGAAUUGUUGUGAGGUUUUGGUAAACCUAAAUUCAAAUGAGGUUAGGCAUGCUCUAAGCACGACUUCAUGCUGUGUUGUGUGUGCUAUAAACUGGAAUUUAUGUGAGGUUAGGUAAACUAUAAACCUGAAUUCAAGUAAGGUUGGGUAUUUUAUUAUCCUGUAUUCAAGUUAGGUUAGAUAUCUAAACCUGACUUCUUGUUGUGUUGUGCAUGCUAUAAACUUGAAUCCAUUUGAGGCUAGGUAGGUUUUAUGCCAUAUACCUGAAUUCAUGUAAGGUUAGGUAUUCUACUAUCCUGAAUUCAAGUUAGGUUAGGUAUCUGAACCUGACCUUAUUUUGUAUUGGUGGUAUGCUAUAAACCACAGUUACAUCCUCAACUGAAUUAAAGUAAGGUGCACCAUGAGCCCAACCUCAACUUUAUAGUGCCUCUCCACGUCCAAACAUCUGAGUCACAAAUUUAUAAUAAUAAUACAAGUGCCUUCUAUCAAGAACAAACUGAUCAGGUUGAAUACUGAUAGAGUUAAAUCAGGAGAGGAAUAAUUUAUUGAUGAGACUUGUAGAUGUGCUUUUGCUGAAAUCUCUCAAAAAUUAAACGUUCUCUAUCAAAUUCAUGUGCCUUGUAUAGAAAAUAUUACGAGUCCUAUAAUGCUUAAUGCCAAACCUUCAUGAACGCUGAAAAAGUGGGAUUAUUGAUCAAAAUUAAAGUUUUGCUUACAACUGAUGUCUCUCAAAUGCCAAUGUGUGCCCUUGUCAAUCUCAUUAUUGUGCCUUUCAUUGCAGAUUAUCUUUGACUGCACACUCCCUGUCAUAAAACUAGUAACUAACAAUUUCACCAUAUUAUUAGUAUACUUUCCACCUAAGUAUAAAACUUUCUCUUCCACUUUAUUCUUGAGUGUUGAGGAAAGUUGGAGGAAGAGGAACGUGAAUCAGUGCAUUGUUCCAACCUUCUGAUUAUGAAUUUUACAUAAUAUAUUAUAGAUGCUAUGCCAGCAUUGGGAUUUUACUACUUGGCUCAAGUCUUAUAAUUCUGACAGUCAACUAAUAUUUUAAAACGAUUUUAUUGAAUGAACGUGAUAUACAGAAUUUAGCAUUGUUUAAUCUGGUACUGAUAGAACACGACUCCACCCACCUUAAUAUCGACGAUUCUUUAUUCAAAUUCUAUUGGGUUCUCAAUUUCCACCAAUUCAAACAUAUUUUUACUUUUCUUGCCCUACCUUCUACAAUAGGAAAAGAAAGUAUUGCUUUUCAAAAAAAAAAAAUGAUUUACCCAAAUUUCAAGUUUUUUAUACGUUUUAAGUUCCCUGGGUCCAAAAACAUUAUUUUUCUUAUCCAAGUAAUUAGAGUGAACUUGUUAUAUGCUCUCAUGAUGAACGCUGGAGUCGAUUUUUCAAGCUACACUUCAAAUAUUUAAAUUACUUUGAACAAAACCAUCAAUAUUAAUAUCCCUUGUCUACUAUGCUGUGAAUUUUAAGCAAACGAAUGAUGUGUUUUCAUACUAACGGUAUACAUAGUGACUUAGCGGUCUCACUAGGCUGAGACUUGAAAGAUUUAUUAUUAUUAUAAAUGAUAAUUUAUUAUUGUUAUAUAUUAAGUGUUUUGUAUUGUAACGUGUGUUGUCUGCGCCAAAGAUAUGCUGUUAUUGUAAUUUAUUAUCAUUGAUACUUUUUAUAACGUAUGUCAAUGUUUAUUUUGAUAGUAUACUGUUGAAAUCUCUAGAGAAAUGUUUCGCUUAGCCUCAACUCACACUUACGCGACUCAGGUCGAGAAGAGACUCGACUCUAGUCGGGAGAAUGUGUUUUCAAAUGGUGACACUCAGACCAGUCGAUUCUAGUCCCCGCGACGUCACCAUUUGAAAACAUAUGCUCUCGUCUAGAGUCGAGUCUCUUCUCGACCUGAGUCGCGUAAGUGUGAGUAGAGCCUUAUUGGUGUUUCGUUCCUCACACAUAUCUUUCUAAGCUAGUUUUAUGCAACCUUAUUUAUUUGGUGAUAUAAAUUUGUGUAUGGUGGAGCACAUAAUAACUGAGGUUUAUUCAUUUUCACGAAUAUAAAGAGCAUUAUUGAAUUUUUUUUCACUUGUGUUCACUUUUCAUCUUUGUACAAGCUGUCUUGAUCAGUCUUGAUCUAGAUCUAUGAAGAGUAAGCCUCAGAAGCAUCAAGUUUGCAAGAUUCUAGAUCCCAAUUCUCUCAUUGAUAGAACUUACCCUCCUUCAUGAUUAUAGUGGAAACCUUACAUCUUCAAUUUUAUUGAAUUUCCUUGAUGCUAUCAUUUUUUGGAGAUUUAGUUGAAUCAACAGUUUCGUCAACGGUUUGAAGUUUUUACCAGCUUUGUGAUAAAACUUACUAUAUUGGAAGAUAACUUGGUUUAAAUAGAAGUCAAGGCGAAGGAGUUAUGAUGUUAAUUCUAACCGUGACACGCCAAAAAUCCAUCCGGUUGAGAACCGCUGUAGACGAUUCGAAAAAUAUCAUUUUUCCAAUGACUUAACCAUACAUAGCCACCUCUAAUACGAUAUAGCCACCUGUAUUAGAGGUGGCUAUGAUUGAACUCAUUCUAAUGACUAAAACUUCAUGACUUGAAUUCAUUCCAAUGACUGAAAGUUGAUGACUUGAACUUAUUUGAAUGAAUCAUCAGUUCAAGGUUCCUAGAAGUUAUACAAACAAUAAUUUCAUGAAUGGAUUCAACUCAAACCGUGACUUUGUAAUGAAAUAUAUUCUGUAAAUUUUUUGAGUCGCCCUACAUUUUUAAAUUUUAAUUUUGUCUGAAGGACACUGUGGAGAACACUAUCCUCCACGAUUUACUAUUCUAUAGUUUUGAUAAAUUCUGCUGAAGAUUUUAGU